Messenger RNA from Terrapene triunguis (Three-toed box turtle), 582 nucleotides. Its product is annotated as epidermal growth factor receptor kinase substrate 8-like protein 1. Gene Ontology annotation, biological process: positive regulation of ruffle assembly; regulation of Rho protein signal transduction; Rho protein signal transduction. Lineage: Eukaryota; Metazoa; Chordata; Testudines; Emydidae. The annotation marks the transcript as partial. The record is from RefSeq and is a predicted model, not a curated record. The transcript has 5 exons. Gene Ontology annotation, cellular component: vesicle; ruffle membrane; plasma membrane. Gene Ontology annotation, molecular function: actin binding.
GAGCUGCUGAACCGGAUCUUCGACGACAUCGAAGCUUUCGUGGGCAAACUGCAGAAAUCAGCCGAGGCCUUUCGGAUCCUGGAGCAGCUGAAACGGUCGGGCCGGGGGCGCCGCCGGGAGCCGGGGGAGGGGCUCCUGACCCUGCGGGCCCGGCCACCCCCCAUGGAAGAGUUCGAGGACACCCUGGCCAAGAUGAAAUAUUCCUUCAGCCUCCUGGCAAGACUCCAGUCAAACAUCUCAAAUCCCACUUCGGAGGAGCUGGUUCACUUCCUGUUUGGCCCCCUGAAAAUGGUGGUGGAGUCGUCGGGGGGCCCAGAGUUCGCCAGCGAGAUCCGCUCCCCCAUGCUGACCCUGGAGGCCGUCACCCUGCUGCGGGGCUGCCUGGGGGCCCAGGACGCCAAGCUGUGGGGCUCGCUGGGCGACAAUUGGACCCGGCCCCGGGUGGAGUUCCCCGGGGACUACGCCACCCCUUAUACCCUGACCUUCCAAAGCGGUUGGGUCCCGCCCCGCCUGGGCCCCGACGGGCAGCCCUGGGAGGAUCCGGUGGAGACCCAGCACCGGCAUGAAGUGCGCCGGGCGCAG